Molecule: messenger RNA, 869 nt
Organism: Suillus subalutaceus
Lineage: Eukaryota; Fungi; Basidiomycota; Agaricomycetes; Boletales; Suillaceae
Exons: 1
Coding region: 208-558 (116 amino acids)
Source: RefSeq, a predicted model, not a curated record
CUCGUCUUGAUGACAGCAAUUAAUGGGUGCGCCUGGGGACUUCACGCGAGGCGCUCAGAAGAUAUUUACUAAUCUUCAUCAAGCACACUUUUUGUCCGAAGGUUCCGGAGAAGACGAUCUCUCAGGUCGUCAAAUUCUCAUGACAACUUUGAGGCUCCUGACUCUGAAGGCAAUACAUUCAGUUUUCCAAAUCAAGCCUCUCAUCGGAUGCAUCGUUUGACCCCUUUCCCAUCGAUUUAUCGCCCUGAUCGCAGAGUCAAUGCUGCGGAUACUGAUUCUGCCGGGCGCAGAACUGGAGGGCCUGAUGAUCCAGAUUGGGAUGGGAAAGAUAUACUUCCUGCCUACAAUAAAUUUGAUCGCCCUCCCAAGUACGACCUCGGUGGAGUGCUACCCGCUCAAGGAUCAUCUGCUGGGAAUCACCCACACAACGACACAGUUAUGGCAAGCACUGAAGCCAUUCCUGUUGUAGAAGAUCAAUCCGUGGCUUCUGCAAGCACUGAUCCCUCUGACGGAGAUGAUUCCGCUCUGUCUGCGCCGCGCCACGAGGCACCUAACUAAUGUUAUAAUUCGUAAUCGUUACAUUACUGCACAGACUGUCUCAGACUCUGGACUUCAGCUAUUGUAUACUUUACCUCCAGAUAAUCUUUACGUUUUCUCUAACACGAUUCUACGGGUUGUAAUGCAUCACUGGUUCCUUCUGUUCCGUAUUCAUCAGACAUUACACCUAAAGAAGAUUUAUCUUGAGCUAAACCCCAUCCUUGUUUCGAACUAACACCCACUGCUCCAAUCUCCCUUGCUUACGGAUGAAGCCCUUUCAAACUCCACAUACUCGCCUCUUCUCCUUCCCUCACCCAUCCCAUGUAAUCUGC